This is a messenger RNA of Fonsecaea multimorphosa CBS 102226, 1269 nucleotides long. RefSeq lists its product as uncharacterized. The record is from RefSeq and is a predicted model, not a curated record. The transcript has 3 exons. Lineage: Eukaryota; Fungi; Ascomycota; Eurotiomycetes; Chaetothyriales; Herpotrichiellaceae. Bases 1 to 1269 code for a protein of 422 amino acids. Gene Ontology annotation, molecular function: metal ion binding; agmatinase activity.
AUGUUCCCGCCGUCGUUAUCCUUGUGCAUAUUACUCCCCCUUCUUCCCCUCGCACAUUCCUCCUUCUACGACAAUCCGGACCUCGAGAUUCCGCCUGAGGGUGGUAGUCCGCUUGAUGAAUUGAAAGCGAAAUGGGACUUUGAUUGGGGGUUCUCAGGGAUAUCAACAUUCGCCCACCUCAGGCAUGUAAAAUGUCUGACCGCCCCAUACGAGCCGUUUGAUAUCGGCAUCAUUGGCGCCCCCUAUGACACGGCUGUCAGUUAUCGACCUGGAGCUCGCUUCGGUCCUCGUGCCAUCCGUGCCGCCUCUGCUCGCCAGACCUCCUUCCGAGGCUUCAACCACCGAGCGCACAUCAACCCAUACACGUCCUGGCCGUUGGUGCUCGACUGUGGGGACAUCCCCAUCACGCCGUUCGACAACGCUUUGGCACUACAUCAGAUGUCGUCCGCAUACAUCGAGCUCCUCUCCCGCCGACCGCUGAGUUACAAGAACCCGGAAAGCCACGAGCAUCCCAAGCUGAUCACGCUGGGGGGAGACCACUCCGUCGCGCUGCCCGCACUCAGGGCGCUGGAGAAGAUCUACAAGCAGCCGAUCGCCGUGCUCCACUUCGACGCGCACCUGGACACCUGGCACCCGGGGGCGUACCCGAGCGCGUGGGCGUCGACACCCACGCAGGCCGACUUCACGCACGGGACCAUGUUCUGGAUCGCAUCUCAGGAAGGACUCAUCAACAACGGGUCAUCCGUGCACGCGGGGCUGAGGACGCGCCUUCUCGGCGACGACUUCCACGACUACGCCGACGACGAACGCCAGGGAUUUCUGCGCAUCGAAUCCGACGACAUCGACAGCGUCGGCGUCCGCGGCAUCAUCGACCUGAUCAUGGAGCGCAUGGGCACCUCCAUGCCCGUCUACCUAUCCGUGGACAUUGACGUGAUCGACCCGGGCCUGGCGCCCGGCACCGGCACCCCAGAACCGGGGGGCUGGACGACGCGCGAACUGAUCCAGAUCCUCCGCGGCGUCGAAGGCCUGAACCUCGUGGGCGCCGACGUGGUCGAGGUGAGUCCCGCGUACGAGGCCGGCCACGGGGAGGCCACGGCCCUGGCCGGCGCGCAGGUCGCGUACGAGAUCCUAACCAGCAUGGUCAAGCGCGGGCUCAAGGACCGGGGCGAGGAGGUCGUCAUCGAAAAGCCCGGCAGGAAAAUCGCCCCGAAGAAAGGAGCAGCAGGCAUCGUCGCAAAGGUCCAGGAGGUUUUGAGAGAUGAGUUGUAG